Molecule: messenger RNA, 732 nt
Organism: Penicillium verrucosum
Lineage: Eukaryota; Fungi; Ascomycota; Eurotiomycetes; Eurotiales; Aspergillaceae
Exons: 1
Coding region: 1-732 (243 amino acids)
Source: RefSeq, a predicted model, not a curated record
AUGCCGAACCAACGACGAAGAAGGAACCAACGACCAAGAAGGGCCGAUCUCAUUAUCACGAGCUCCACUACCGGAGCAGUUGCUCCGUUUGGACCUCCCACUGGUUGUCCCAUUGGUCCCGCUACAGAGCCUCUGGUUAUCUUCGUUGCUCGUGGUGCUCCCUAUCCCACACCCAUGGAGCUCAGCCAGCAGAAGCACCGUCUUCGUCCCGUUCUAGGCGAGCUCCAGGAGAAGUUUGAGAGAAAGUAUGGGCAGCUUGAAGGCCGUUCCUACUGGUACUGUCCAUUGAUUCAUAAAUCGGCCACCCCACUUGAUCCCGACUGCGACUCGUUCCGGUCCCUGACCGAUUCCCUCGCGUAUGGCCGAGCUCACGGCCGCGACGUCAUGUUUGUCACCCAAAACUGGGACUCCAUCACCUCCGACGGACAGAGCUUUGCGAAUAUCUUCAAGGAUUUCACCGACGUCAAAGUGACUAUUCGCAUCCACGGCACGAUUUCUACCGACCACGUUGCCGCAUUCCACGAGAUCGACGCACACCGAGUCAGCGCCCACUACCAAGGCUUGAUCAGAUUGGAGGAGGAGUAUGUCAUUGAUGAUGCACUACGUUACGUGGUCCGAGUCGAAGAAGUCCGCGAUGUCAGGAUUGGAGUUGAGAAUUCGGUUGGCCCGAUGAGGGAAUUGACAGGCGAACCUGAGUCAGUGGUCUUGCAGCGAGUGCUGUGGAUGCUUUGA